AUGUCGAAGAAAUUACGAAAAUUUGAGAAAGCAGCAUUGUACAAGAGUAAUAGUUGGAGCAUUGGUGAUGAGGUUAAAAAUAAGACGAAGAAUAACAACACCAAUACUAAUAGAAUUUUGAUAUCAAUCACCAUCGUUGGUAGUUCAGGACCAUUAACAAUAGUGGUUAAUGAAGAUGAUGUUGUUUGUGAUGUCAUUGACAAAGCUCUCAAGUUUUAUGCACGUCAAGGUAGAUUGCCUGUUUUGAAAUCUGAUGCAUCUGAUUAUGUUUUACAUUGCUCAAAUGAUGUCUCUGAUGCUCUAGGUUCAAAUGAACGCAUAGGAAUUUUUAGGACAAGAAAGUUUGUGCUAUCUAAAAAUCAAGCAUCAUCAACAAAGACAGAAGAAACAGGAUCAAAGGGAAGAAAUGGUAAAUGGAAAUUGUUUAGUUUCAAAAAGUUUUGUUUGGCACUGCAUUGUGCAAAUAUUGGCGGUGGUGCUGAUAGAGAUUAA
This is a messenger RNA of Lathyrus sativus (Indian pea), 492 nucleotides long. The record is from the annotation of a GenBank genome assembly. Lineage: Eukaryota; Viridiplantae; Streptophyta; Magnoliopsida; Fabales; Fabaceae.